This is a messenger RNA of Anopheles bellator, 4173 nucleotides long. It is a transcript of the gene f, whose product is annotated as AF4/FMR2 family member lilli. Gene Ontology annotation, cellular component: cytoplasm. The coding region runs from base 1 to 4173 and encodes 1390 amino acids. Gene Ontology annotation, molecular function: actin filament binding. Gene Ontology annotation, biological process: actin filament bundle assembly. NCBI's taxonomy places the organism in Eukaryota, Metazoa, Arthropoda, Insecta, Diptera, Culicidae. The transcript has 12 exons. The record is from RefSeq and is a predicted model, not a curated record.
AUGACUUCGAUCGAGCGUCCGGCCGGCGGUGCGUUGGCGCUGCACUACGCGGCGGCCCGCGGAUGCCUCGACUGUGUGCGCCUGUUGACCGAAGCGGCCCCCGACAUCAGCGCCAACACACAGAUGGAAAACGACGUGACACCGGUGUACCUGGCGGCCCAGGAAGGUCACCUGGAAGUGCUGAAGUUUCUCGUGCUCGAGGCGGGCGGGUCGCUGUACGUGCGGGCCCGCGACGGUAUGGCCGCGAUCCAUGCGGCCUCGCAGAUGGGCUGCCUGGACUGUUUGCGGUGGAUGAUUGAGGACCAGGCGGUGGACCCGAAUCUGCGCGACGGGGACGGUGCGACACCGCUGCACUUUGCCGCGUCCCGUGGACACCUGAGCGUGGUGCGUUGGCUGCUGAAGCACGGUGCCAAGCUGUCGCUGGAUAAGUACGGCAAAAGUCCGAUCAACGAUGCGGCCGAGAACCAGCAGGUCGAAUGUCUGAACGUCUUGGUCCAGCACGGCAACAUCCUACAGCAACAGCAACAGCAGGAACAGUCCGAAACAGCCACCGGCGGAGGAGGGCACCCGAAAAGUGGUUCACCGGCGGGUAAGCAGCUACAGGACGCGUACCAGUCACAGGUCCGGGGCAGUUCGCUGCCGAAGCAUUCUGGACGGGCGUCCCGCAAGAGCUCGGCCGGCACGUACAAUCGGGCCAAGACAACGUCGGCCGCCGUUCACCUUGGCCACCAGCAGCAGCACGGCUCCAGCACGCUGCUGUCGACCAAAUCGUCCACCGGGAGCUCCGACUCGGAACCAUUCUACCUGCAUCCGCCGACGAUCCGCAAAACGAAGGACGGUCUGUACGCGCGCCAGUCACCGGACGCGUACUACGGUUCGGUUCUGCCCAACGACGGGGUCUACGUGAACCCGAUGCGGCGCGGCUCCUCGACGCCCACGUCCCCGAGUGGCAGCAUUUCGGGCGAGUCGUUCUUCCUGCACGACCCGCAGGAUGUGAUCUACAACCGUGUGAAGGACCUGUUCGACACGGACGUUGCGGGCCUGAAAGAGGAGAAGAUCGUCAACAAUCGAGCGAUAGGGGCGCAAGGGGGAGAGGUACACUCGAGCAGCAGUGGCGCGGCCAGUGGUUCGGACGAGGACCUCUCGGUUUCGUCCUCCAACUCGGGCGGUGGUUCGGGUGCCCCCGGCCCUGGUGGGGCAGCCGGUGAAGGCGUUGGGCUGGCGGGUAGUGGAACAAGCGGAGGACCCCCGGCGCACGUGGUUGACCUGAUGGGCAAGGCGUCGAGCGUGGGCGGUGGUAGCCACGAGCACGACUACGAGGACAUCUAUCUGAUCCGGGAGCAGACGCAGUAUGCGGCGUGCGCGGAAGUGUCGAACAUGCACGGCGUCGGUCGAAGCCGGUCGCGUGACAGCGGCUCCCACAGUCGGUCCGCUAGCGCUAGCUCGAACCGCAGCGACGUGAUCCUGCAGUUGACCGCCAACAACCAGUACGCCAACAACAAGGAGAAUAUGUUGCUCGCCAAGCGCAACAACAUGCUGUACGAGCAGCAACAGCAGCAGCAACAGCGGCACCAUCAGCACUACCCGGGAACGAAGCUGCUACCGAAGCCCGUCUACAACAACGUGAUGGGGAAACUGAAGGGCCAGGGAGAGCCGCCCCACAGCCGGAAAGGUUCCGUGUCGGCGCUGGACGCUGGCGGACUGCUGGACUACUCCACCGGCACGAUGCGCUCGUCGUGCACCACCGACAACGCGUACGAGAGCGUCUGCUCCCCGGAGAGCGUCUACGAGCGUGCGGCCGAGAAGGGCCUGGUGGGCAGCAAAAAGCAGCAGCAACAGCAGCACCAACAGCAGCACCAACAUUCGCAACAUUCACCGUACUCUCUGGCAGCGCCGGGCGAAGCAGCAAGUGGAACAACCGUUAACGCGAAUGGUGCCACUAACGGUAUCGGUGUCCAUGCAGCAGCCGCAGCAGCAGCAGCAGCAGCUGGUGAGGCAAUCAAACGAAACGGACCGCCGCCACCGCCCCAACCGCCGGUGAGCGAAGAAAAUAAAAAUGCAGGGCCACCGCCACCACCGCUUCCGCCACCGCUGAAAGCCGGUAGCUAUGGUUUCAGCAGCAGUGGCAAUGGCGGGCACCUUGCCGCUUUGGUCCCGAUCAUCAGUUCCUCCGGCGGCGGCUACAGUUACCCGAAGGGCACGCGAGGCGCCAAUGCACUCGACCAGCAGCAGACCGAAGCGGCGUUUGGCGAUCAUCAUCACCAUCAGCAACAGCAACAGCUACAGCAACAGCAGCAGCAGCAGUAUCGCCUCCAGAGGUUGAUCGGUGGCGAGCAUCACGGCGAGCAGCAGUACGACUCCGAUUCCGGGCUCGAGGUGCUGGAGGAGUCUACCCUCAAGCCGUCCGAUCUGAUCCGUGGCAACCACAAUCGGAGCAUGUCCAUCGUUUCCGCAAAUAAGAAAGCUAAGCUGAUUCACGGCAACGGCAGGCUGUGCGGUGCGUCGGCGACGGAAAGUGGUGCACUGGCGGCAGGGCUGCACUGCUCGAAGGUGCCCCGAACUGGCCCGGUCUCGUCAGUCGACGAGCAGCACUGCCAUCAGCAACACCAUCACCAUCAACCGCAACGGCAGCAGCAGCAGCAGCAGCAGCAGCAGCAACAGUAUUCAACCGGCAGCAGCGGCCAGCAACAACAGCAGCAGCAACUACAGCACUACCGCCACCAACACCACCAAGGCCCGAACCUGGUCAACAAGCAGCUCGUCCUGCCGUUCGUGCCACCCAGCUUCCCGAACGGUUCCGGCGACGGUUCGAACCACCUGAUCAAACCGUCCGAGUAUCUGAAGAGUAUCAGUGACAAAAAGUCCAAUGCGGGCUCGCAGAGAUCAUCAGAUACGGAGGAUUAUAUGCCAUUGAACAACACCCUGAUUGUACAGGCGGGUUCGGAGCCACCGAAUCCACCCCCUCCGCCACCCGCACCACCGCUCGGGCAAAUCCUUGGCGUACCGGGUGCCACGCUCAGCUCGACCCUGUCUUACCAACACCACAACCGAGCUACGGCAGGCGGCAACGGUGGUGGCAGCGGCGGCAGCCUCGCAACGGAUAAGCCGAACAGUGGCCGCCCGCCGCCUCCACCUCCCCCGCAGGACAGCGACAUUCGGAAGCUGCACCAGCCACUGUCGGCCAUCUCGAUCCAGGACCUGAACAGCGUGCAGCUCCGCCGGACCGACAAGAUGCUGUCGAAGACGUUCUCGGCGCCGACGCGCAGCAUCAGCAUGCAGUGCCUGUCGACCACCAGCGAGCAGUUCCUGUCGCAGAAAACGGAUCUCAUCGCCGAGCUGAAGCUGUCGAAGGACAUUGCGGGCGUGAAAAAGAUGAAGGUCGAGCGGGCGAAGCUUGAGGAUCGGCAAGCGACCGAGGUGUACUCGGAGGUGACCCGCCAGUUCACAGCGCAGAAUUACGUUGACCAGAUCUUUCAGGUCCCGGAGCGAGACAACGCCGGCAACAUCAUCCCGGACUGGAAGCGCCAGAUGCUGGCCAAGAAGGCGGCCGAGAAGGCCAAGAAGGAGUUCGAGGAACGGUUGGCCCGGGAGGCGGAGGACCGCCGCCUGUCCGCCAUCCCCAAGUGGAAGCGCGACCUGAUCGCUCGCAAGGAAGAGGCAGAAAGCAAGCUAAGAUCCUCGAUUUACACGCCGAAGGUGGAGGAACCACAGCGCCGGUCGGACACGUGGCGCAAUCGGAUCUCGCAGCGCGCAAUGUCCAUCGACAACAUCAGCUCGUUCGGCGCGGACGACCCGGGACUGCUGCGCUGCACGAAGGAGAAUCAGUAUCAUCAGACGAGCACGGCACCCGGCAACAGGAACGGCGGAGUAACGACCACUGGCGGGUGGAGCGCCUCCAACGGUGGUGGCGGCACAACCAACGGCGGGGGCGUCGAUGGUGGCGCUGUUCGUAACGGCGGUGCCACCACCAACACCGAGCGCCGCUCGAUGGAGAACAUCAGCUACGGUAAGCUGGAAGCGGCCGGGACAGCGCACGGCUACAACCUGUCCGAUAUGCCGCCGCCCACACCCGGAGAGUCAGUGUGUGGCGGCGACGAGGACGACGGCGAACAGAUCAUCCCGUGGCGAGCGCACCUGCGGAAAACCAACAGCCGGCUGUCGCUGAUAGGCUAG